ACUAUAAAUUUGUAGCCACUGAUACGCGUCCCUUUCAUUGGUUAAGUUUGAAUCGCAAAAAGAAAGCGUUUGUUCAGGGCUCAACGUGCGAUGUCAACGGCUUUAUGGCGCGAUAUUGCGUGCGAUAGAAAUGUAUUACGCACGCCGUAUUGUUAAGUUUGUAACUAAAGGCUCAGAAAAUUAACAUUAUCAACGGUACAAGUAGAAUAAAUAAGACCCAAGGAAAGUCGAAGAAAAUCGCGGUGAACCUAUUACGUGAUUUUAGUACUUCAUAAACAUUAAAACUUUCAUUCGAACAGAUUCUGUAUUACACCCAAAAUGAGUGCUUCGUUAUCAUUAUUAGCUAGCCACGAUGAAGUGGUACGUUGUACGGACGUACUCGUAAACGGAGCAUGUGAAGAAGAAUUCUUACAAUUUGCAAUAAACCAGGAAGAAAUGAGACAAAAAUGGCUAGCAUCUAUACAAGAAUGUCAGCGUCUUCAUUCAGCCUUAGAGAAAGCUCAUCAAGAAGCAGCAGACCUGGAUAGAAAACUAAGUCAUGCCAGAAGACUUUUAGAUGAGGAAAAAAGAAAAAGAAGGACUGUUGAGGAACAAAGAAAUGCAUUGGAAAGACAAAUUGCUAUGACCAGAGAUCUUUUAUUUAAUGAUGGUGGGAAAAACUUUAAUGAUGAAACAAGAGAAAAGUUACAGUUUUUAAAUAACACUACAUUAAAUGGUCGUCACAGUAACAUGCACAUUAAAGAUUUACAAAAUGACAAAUUAAAUACCAUAGCGGAGCUGGACUCCACUGGCUCUAUUUUAAGUGACCUAAGUUGCUUUUCAAAGUCAGAAGAUGACUUAGAUACUAGUGUAAUUAUUCAGCAACAUCAGAAAAAACGUGAAUGGAAAGAACAUAGACCUAGUGGUGAAUAUUCCACAAGAAAACGUCAUAGUACAGUACAAAAGAUUGCGGAAUUAAAUUCUUCUGAUAGAAUAGUGGCUACAACUACAGUAGUAAUGCCCAAAGAAGGCAAUAUCACUGCAUCCUCAGUAAUUGAGGCUAUACCUAGAGAUGAGAAUACAGAUCCCCAAGGUCCUUUACACAGCGCCCGUAAACGACGUAAAAGCGGUGAUCGUAGUAAAUCGAAAUUGGCACCAGUUAAUACAAAUGAAAUGCAAAUCGAUACCGCGCCCUCUGCACCAAAAGCUGACAAUCUUACUUCAGGAUCAGAUUCAGAAGGAAUUUUCAAACCUAGUCCAAACAUAGGAGGAUAUACUUUGAACACGAAAUCUGCUCGAGGUCAUAGUUUUAUAGCGAAGACAGUAAUCAAACCGGAAAUUUGUACACCCUGCGAUAAAAGGAUUCGUUUCGGAAAAGUAGCUCUGAAAUGUAAAGACUGCAGAGCUACUGCUCAUACAGAAUGUAAAGACUUAGUACCAUUACCAUGUAUACCAACGGGAAAUACACCCACAUUACGUGGCACAUCAGGAACUAUAGCGGAUUAUACACCUAUGAUCCCGCCAAUGGUUCCAUCAUUAGUUGUUCAUUGUAUCAAUGAAGUGGAAUUGAGAGGAAUGAGUGAGCAAGGAUUAUACAGGGUAAAUGGUGGAUCAACUGAAGUGAAAUGUUUGAAAGAAAAGUUUCUUAAAGGUAAAGGAGCUCCUAAUCUUUCUGAUGUUGACAUACCAACCAUAUGUUCUACUCUCAAAGACUUCCUCAGAUCAUUACGGGAGCCGUUAAUUACCGUGGGAUUAUGGGCUGAUUUUGUUCGCGCCGCUACAAUUCAGGAUAAACAAGAUGCAGAUGCUGCUUUGUAUCAAGCAAUUUCAGAAUUGCCCCAACCCAAUAGAGAUACACUUGCUUUUCUAAUAUUACAUUUACAAAGAGUGUCAAGUAGUCCCGAAUGUAAAAUGCCUAUUAGUAAUUUGGCUAAAGUUUUUGGUCCUACUUUGGUGGGUUAUAGUUGUCAAGAACCAUCGCCCACUUCUUUGCUUACCGAGACGAAGAACCAAGCUGCUAUAGUGGAAAGUUUAUUGAAAAUUCCUUCGGAUUACUGGGCAAAUUUUGUUAACCCCGAAAACUUAAAUGGUAUCGGUACUCAUAGAACUGGAGAACUAAGGCACACGCCAUCCACGGAAUCUUUACUUAAGCGUAGCACUUCCCGUGGCUUCUUUAACACUCCACUUGCUUCUAGUCGAACGUUCAUGAGGAAAAACAAAAAAUAUUUUGCUACACCUCCUUCUAGAAUAGGUUUCUAAAGAAGAUAGGUAUGUAAUUAAGUUACAGUUACUUUAAGAUAUAAAUCAUUUUCUACUCAUUCUUUUCAAUACUCAGCAUAAUGUUUCCAUAUUCUGUUGCAUAACGUCGAACAUAAGAUACUGUUAGGUUAUUAAAAGUACAAUAUUAGAAAUUAAAAGAAUUAAAAUCUGAAUAAUAUAUUAAAUAAUAAACAAAUUAUG
Osmia lignaria (orchard mason bee) is the source of this 2439-nucleotide messenger RNA. RefSeq names its product Rac GTPase activating protein tumbleweed (gene tum). Lineage: Eukaryota; Metazoa; Arthropoda; Insecta; Hymenoptera; Megachilidae. Gene Ontology annotation, biological process: mitotic cytokinesis; Rho protein signal transduction; mitotic spindle midzone assembly. Gene Ontology annotation, cellular component: nucleus; spindle midzone; cleavage furrow. The record is from RefSeq and is a predicted model, not a curated record. Gene Ontology annotation, molecular function: GTPase activator activity.